UACAAUUUUAAAAAUUCUAAUAUUCUGUCGUUACCUAUUCCGAGGAGAUUGAAUUGUUCUUUUAAAUGAAACUACAGCUCAUGUAUGCUAUCAAUAAACAAUGUUAAUGUUCUCAUGGCGACGAUAUUUAAUCAUAUUAAAACUAAUUAUCUUCUGUGAAUCAGCUCCGAAACUUAGUCAUCCCCUUUUUGAUCCUCUCAUGUUCGAAUCUAAACAAUCUCAUAUAAUUAACAAGUUAAUGCCUAAACAAGAAAAUGCUAAAUUAUUUUUACGUAAUGAAGAUAACCAGAAUGCACCAAUCAAAAAGCCAUGCCAUGGAUAUGAUUUCGAUGAAAAUGAUUGCCGAACAGUGAAUAAUAGAAUUAUAUGUGGCUAUAAUAAAAAUCCUGAUAAAGUUAAAAACAAAGAAUCAUCCGAAGAUAUUGGUGAUGGAUGUCGUAUACGUGGUGACAGAAUCGAGUGUGGAUAUGUUACUGGCCCAUUUCUUAAUCCAAGGCGACCACCUGCAAAUUACGAAAAUGCGGCAAAAGAAAAUGAAGAUAAAAAAACAGCGCGAAAAAAUUAUCAUCACAGAGCGAUACAAAAUAAUCAUUACCAGGAAAGUACACGACAAAAUUAUUACUACAAAGCAACGCCUGACCGCUAUCAUUACAAAGCAUCUAGAGAAAAUAUUCGCGUCGAGACAACCCGACAAAAAGAUCUUCACAUAGCUGAACGAGAAAAUGUUCAUCACAUACUAUCACGAGAAAACAAUCAAGUCAUUCAAUUAAUGUUAUCUCCAACGAUACCAUCAUUGUUGAAAGAAAGAGAUACAACAAAAAUAAAACAAAAGUCUCUAAAUACAAAAGCUGAAGUUUUAAAGUUAAAAACAACUAAAGCUGUAUCAGAGUCUAAUACAUUAAAAAUAAUGUCAAAUACAAUAAAUGCAUCUCUACCUAUCACUGAAAAGAAUGUGUCAUUAACAGAUAUAAUACAAAUUUUAAAUCCAAAAACAACUUUAUUAAUAACCACUAAAGCAUUUUUAGAUACUAACAUAUUUAAAACUGGAAAAACAAAUGCCAUUAAUGUAUCCGUACCGAUUACCAACAACCACGUGACAUUAACAGAUCUAAUUUCAACAUCUCUAAAUACGAAAACUCCUAGUAUAGAAUUAAAAACAACUAAAGAUAAAAAUAUAUCAGAGACUGUAAAAUCAAAUGUAGUUAAUACUUCUGCACUUAUAACAAAAUUAUCUACAGAUAUAUCAAUAUUUAAUACAAACACUAUACAACAAAAUUCAUCACUUGAAAAGAACACAACCACAUUAAGUUCAAAUAUCACAAAGAAAGACAGCUCUACCAAUAAUGUCACUAAAUAUAAUGUAGAAUUGAAAACAACUGCGAUUUAUCCAGUGACCCGAUGCGUUGAAGUUGAUGAUCGAGUAGUUUGUUAUUUUACGUUGCCAUUAAAACCAAAAUUGUAAAUAUUUGAAAGGUAAGAAAAGUGAUCUAUAAGAUUAUAUUUUUCUGUAAAUUUCGUAAUAGCAGUCUGAAUUUAUCCCACACACAUUUCGGGAAUAUACUUUUUUCGCCUUUUAGUUUCAGUUUAGUCGAAAGAGUGUAUGAUACCAGUGUGACCAUUGAUAUUUUUAUAAUAAAAUUGUCGGAAAC
Molecule: messenger RNA, 1649 nt
Organism: Plodia interpunctella (Indianmeal moth)
Lineage: Eukaryota; Metazoa; Arthropoda; Insecta; Lepidoptera; Pyralidae
Exons: 2
Coding region: 101-1462 (453 amino acids)
Source: RefSeq, a predicted model, not a curated record